Athene cunicularia (burrowing owl) is the source of this 3406-nucleotide messenger RNA. It is a transcript of the gene LHX2, whose product is annotated as LIM homeobox 2. Gene Ontology annotation, biological process: neuron differentiation; regulation of transcription by RNA polymerase II. The coding region runs from base 717 to 1517 and encodes 266 amino acids. The transcript has 4 exons. Gene Ontology annotation, cellular component: nucleus. The record is from RefSeq and is a predicted model, not a curated record. Gene Ontology annotation, molecular function: RNA polymerase II transcription regulatory region sequence-specific DNA binding; DNA-binding transcription factor activity, RNA polymerase II-specific. NCBI's taxonomy places the organism in Eukaryota, Metazoa, Chordata, Aves, Strigiformes, Strigidae.
UGCGAGCAGCCGCCCCGGGCCCCGCGGGCCGCGCCGCUUUAAGGAGAGAGGGGGGCCGCGGAGUGCCCGUCCCAUCUGGUGCCCAUCCAACUCUUCCUCCUUCCCCUUGGCUUUUUCUUUUCCCAAUGAGCUCCAGCGGGCUGGGGGAGGAGCGGGGGAAGGAGCAAACUUUGCCCCUGAGCUGCCGCCGCUGCCAGCCCUCGGGACUGUGAGUGCGUACGGUGGGCAUCCGCCCCAUCCUCCUUGCAGCACCAGCCUGCUCCGCCGGCUCCAGCCUCCCUCUCCCUCGCUCUCCUCUAAAUUUCGCACACUACGAUGUAGGGGGCUUGUCGUUAUUAUUAAUUUUUUUUUUAAUUUAUUUCUCACCGAAGAUGGUUUAAUUUUUUUAUACUUCUAUUAUUUAUUAAUCCCUCCCAACCGUAAACCUGCCCAGCCUUCUGCCAGCUGGGCCAGAGCAUAAAGCCUGGGACUGCACCUGGGGCAAUGAGCCCCGCGCUGAAGAAGCCUCCUAGAGGGAUGUGCCGGGGCCGCGCAACAGACUAGAUCCAAGCCCCGAAGCUUACACCAUCAGUUAUCCCUUCUCCCUCAGCCCCUUCGCCCGCCUUUUCUGCACCCCGGCCCCUCGAAGCCUCGGAUCAGUGCCUGCGCUGCGCUCCGGAGAUCUCUGCCGGGGUGAAACGCCCGGAGCCCAAGGAGAGACGGGGCGGCCGUGCUAGAUGCAUGGGGGAGGGCUCCGGUUAAUGCAAGUUCUGGGCUCCUGCAGGGACCCCGACAACUGUCAGCAGCAGCAGCAACUCGGGGCCUCCUCCUCCGCUUCCUCAGCGAUGCUUUUCCACAGUCUGUCCGGCUCAGAGAUGCACGGGGUCAUCGACGAGAUGGAUCGGAGAACCAAAAGCGAAGCACCGGCCAUCAGCUCGGCUAUAGACAGGGGAGAGACCGAAACGUUCCUAGUGAUGCUCUCUGUGGACAUCACCAUCUUGUGGCCGAGUGGACAUGCGAGCCGCGGUGCUAAUGGAGGAGGCGCUUUAAGUUGCAAUGAAAACGAUGGUGACCACCUGGAUAGAGACCAGCAAUACCCCAGCAAUCAAAAAACAAAGCGCAUGAGGACAUCAUUCAAACACCACCAGUUGCGGACAAUGAAGUCAUACUUUGCUAUUAACCACAAUCCUGAUGCCAAGGACUUGAAACAGCUAGCUCAGAAAACCGGCCUGACCAAAAGAGUUCUUCAGGUUUGGUUUCAAAAUGCUCGAGCCAAAUUCAGACGGAACCUCUUACGUCAAGAAAACACAGGGGUGGAUAAGACUUCAGACUCAACACUCCAAGCAGGGACCCCAUCAGGUCCUGCCUCAGAAAUAUCCAAUGCCUCCAUGAGUCCAUCCAGCACUCCCACUACUUUAACGGACUUGACUAAUCCUACUAUGCCUACUGUGACAUCUGUCUUGACAUCAGUGCCCGGAAGUCUUGAGGUUCAUGAAUCUCGAAGUCCUUCACAGACAACUCUUACAAAUCUUUUCUGAUGACUCUUUCUUAAUAAUUUCUUUAAAAAAGAAAUUAUUCUUAGCUGAAAUUCCAAGUGUAUUUUAAUAGAGGCUUUGAGCAACUGACUAACCACAAUUAGGAUCUCUCCUAAAAAACAGAAGGAAAUGUAGUGUUCUGGUAUUACGGAGUACGGACUGAAGAAUAACUUGGAAGAUCUAUUGCAACACAACAUUUGUGUAACUGUACAGUUUUGUGGACUGAGCAAGGGAAACAGCAAUUAAUUUAAGUUGGCUAAAGCUUCUGUAUUUUCAAAGACUGCCAUGUGCCUUAUAUACUGUUUUAUCUACAUUCUUUGGAUUCCAUGUCCACUUCUCUCUUUUUCUCUCUGUAUAUUUAUGACCAGGGCAAAAAUGUUAAGAGUUUGUUACUUUGAAUAGUCCUAAGCCUUUCAUUGGUUGCUUUGUUGUUUUAGAAUUUUAAGGUCGAAGUCUGUUCGAAUACCAGAAUUUGUAAAAUCUAACCAGUAAUAAAACCACUUAUGGAAACUACUUGGUAAUGGCUGCAGUUACAUUUAACAUUAGUGUCACAAUCAAGAUAGGCUGAUUGUAUUUAAAAGGAUUAGAAAACUGCACUGCAAGCACAGUAUCUGCCUAGGAUAAACUCUAAAUAUGAUGUAUACAUUCUUCCUGUUCCUGAAGUAUAUAUAUAUAUAUGGUGAGACAUCCAGCUUGUACAACAGUCUAGGUAUCUGCAUUGUAGAGAAAUAAAUAACUGCUAGUUGCAGGUAGAAGUUACCAGUUAAUGUUAAAAUUAAACCAGAAGAACUAUCCUUAACUUUGCUGCGUGUAAGAAACUUGACUUCAGCUAGCAUUUCUGAAAACAAUCUUGCUUUUGUGCAAGAGAUGGCUUGUCCCCUUUCCUGGAGGGGGCAAGCGGGGUAUCUGACAGCUCUGUGGCCACAGUCAGCCCAUUACAGAGGUGGACGCGGGGUAAUGUUUUCCCUAGGAAAAAGACAGAAGUAUUUCAGGUUAUUUUACAACACUGGUGGGCAAAGUCGAGGCAAAAUUAUGUUUUAUAAAGUCACAGCCUUACGUUUUUUCUAACGCUUUGAAGGAAUAAAAAGCCAAGGAAGAAUACGAUUAGUAUGGAUGCGAAUAAAAGUGGUUACUCCUUUAAUGAAUAUGGACCUUUCAAUCCAGUUGAAUUCCUUCUCCCCCCAAAAAUAUGUGCAGAAUAUCACUCAUAUUUUGAGUUUUUUUCCUAUUGUUUUUAAAAAUGCUUUUCUGUAAUUAAAGAAAUACCUCAGCAAAGUUUAAAUAUGUAUAAGAACGAGUAUACACAAUGCUGUUUGCCCAGUAGUUUUAUAGAUUUUGAGUGGUACAUACGAUGCAUAUGGUUGUUCCUUUUCAAACCCGUUACAAUCAGUUUAUUUCAGACAAAUGUUAGGUUGUAUGUGGAUAGCUCUCUAAUCCAUCCUUCCCAUUGGAUCAAACCUGCUAAAAGAUCAUUCCAAAUAAACAGCAAGAUAGGUGCCAAGAUUUGUGUUCUUUGCCCUUUUCCGUGCAUCGAAGAUGAUUUAGUAGCCCAGGCUCUUUGUUAACAAUGUUUUGGUUUUAAAAGCGCUACAUUUAUUCAGCUUUCUCAGCUGAAAAUUUGCCAUUUUUGUGCAAGCCAAAUUCCUAUCAAGAUCAGUGAGAGAUCUCAGAGCACGAGGACUGUGGGAUAGAAAUGCUGACAUAAUUAGGUCAUUUAUUAACAUUUUUUUUACACUUCAGCUUAAAAAAACCCACAGGUGAGUUAUCUGAAAAGCAAGAUAGUCCUAAAAAAAUCAUAACUAGCUAAGAUCUGUGAAAGGGAUUACGUUCUGGUCACUAAACCCAAUAGGCUAGCAUAGUUCAUUAAGUUUAUGCACAAUGAUGAAACAUCA